Molecule: messenger RNA, 885 nt
Organism: Alligator mississippiensis (American alligator)
Lineage: Eukaryota; Metazoa; Chordata; Crocodylia; Alligatoridae
Gene: RPS3A
Product: ribosomal protein S3A
Exons: 6
Coding region: 50-844 (264 amino acids)
Biological process (GO): translation
Cellular component (GO): cytosol; ribosome
Molecular function (GO): structural constituent of ribosome
Source: RefSeq, a predicted model, not a curated record
AUCUCGCGGGACGAGUGGCGCUCGGCCUCUUUGGCUCCGGGGCGGCACCAUGGCGGUUGGCAAGAACAAGCGGCUCACCAAGGGCGGCAAGAAAGGCGCCAAGAAGAAAGUGGUCGAUCCCUUCUCAAAGAAGGAUUGGUACGAUGUCAAGGCACCAGCAAUGUUUAAUAUCAGAAACAUUGGGAAGACACUCGUCACCAGGACCCAAGGAACCAAAAUUGCCUCUGAUGGACUUAAGGGGCGUGUAUUUGAAGUGAGUCUUGCUGAUCUGCAGAAUGAUGAAGUUGCCUUCCGUAAAUUCAAGCUGAUUACUGAAGAUGUCCAGGGCAAAAACUGUCUGACCAACUUCCAUGGAAUGGACUUAACACGUGACAAAAUGUGCUCCAUGGUCAAGAAGUGGCAGACAAUGAUUGAAGCCCAUGUUGACGUCAAAACUACCGAUGGCUAUCUACUGCGCCUUUUCUGUGUUGGUUUUACCAAGAAGCGUAACAACCAGAUCCGUAAAACCUCAUAUGCCCAGCACCAGCAGGUCCGCCAAAUCCGCAAGAAGAUGAUGGAAAUUAUGACUCGAGAGGUGCAAACUAAUGACCUGAAAGAAGUUGUCAACAAGCUGAUCCCAGACAGCAUUGGCAAAGAUAUAGAAAAGGCUUGUCAGUCCAUUUACCCUCUUCAUGAUGUGUAUGUCCGCAAAGUCAAGAUGCUGAAGAAGCCCAAGUUUGAGUUGGGCAAGCUGAUGGAACUGCAUGGUGAAGGUGGCGGUGCUGGAAAGCCUUCUGGGGAUGAGGCAGGCACCAAAGUAGAGCGAGCCGACGGAUAUGAGCCCCCCGUGCAAGAGUCUGUCUAAAAAUCAAAGUUGGAUACAAAAAUAAAAAUUAAUGUACAGAA